UAUUGACAUUUGGUUUCUGUGUUAUGUUGAGAAAAAAAGGUUCAUCGGCAUGGCACUAAGACUUUUAUGUGGUACAGCCCGAAAUUGGACAAAUUAUGCCAUAUCCGGUGGCCUGUCCAGGCAGCCCGCAUAUAGAAACACCUUUACACAUUUUCUGAACUACCAAUCAACACCAAUUGCAGAUUCCGUUCGAUCGGUCAGCUUUCUGAACAAAAUCACUGGUGCUGAUUUAUGGAAGACUUGUACGACAGUAAGUAAUGCCGGUAAAAAACGUGGUCGUGCCCGUUUGGUUGGAAAAGGUCGUACAAAAGAUCUUAACCGUGGUCAGAUUAUUGGUCAAGGAAGGAAAAAUGUAGUUUUGCCUGGUUUAAAUACGAUGGUUAAGCGAGGAAAUGAAAUUUUGACUGCAGAACGUGGAGUAGAUGAUCCAAGCUGGACUGAAAAAUUGUAUAAUGUUCGUGAUUCGAAUCGAUCACGGAGAAAAACGCAUAUUAAUCCCAUGGAGCGUGGUUAUUCAGGAACAAAAUUGGCCGGUCGUUCUAUUGGUCCACCCGAUUGGCCAACAAACACGUUCACAUUUGAUGGUUUCGAUUCACGUGCUCUUGAAAAUAAAAUCGUUGUCCAUAUGACUAAACGUUUUGGAAGACAUCGUACACAUUCGGUAUUUGUUGCAACCGGAAAUGGACAGGGUGUUUGUGGUAUUUCUCUCGGAAAAGCAUCGGAUCCAAAAUCAGCCAUUCGAGUUGGCAAAACUCGUGCAUCGAAAAAAUUAAUGCAUUUCCAUUUAUGCGAUAAUCGCACCGUUUAUCACGAUUUCUUUGCACAAUUUGGUUAUACAAAAAUCUAUGGAUAUAAGAUGCCCGAAGGUUAUGGCUUGCGACAAAAUCAUCGUGUUAUUAAAACAUUGUGUCAAUUGAUUGGCAUUAAAGAUUUGCGAACAAAAGUCGAAGGUGCCAAACAUCCACAAACCAUUACCAAAGCAUUUUUGUUGGGAUUAUUACAACAAAAAACAUACCAACAAUUAGCCGAAGAGAAAAAAUUGUUUGUCGUUGAAUUUGAUCCAAGGCGUCAGUAUUUUCCGCAAAUUGUUGGUAAACCAUUAUCGUACUGUCGAAAACUUAACGAAAUACCAGCCGAAGAAAAUCGAGACUUUAAACAAUACGUUUUGAAUGGAAAAGUUAUUAAAAAACAAGAACCACGAAAGAAUCCAUGGCAAAAUUUGCCAUCAUAUGAACGAUAUUUGAAGAAGCACGAAAAACGACGAUCAUGGCCGGCAAUCAAAUUUUAUCUCAGAGUCAGAUAUGGAAAAUUAAGAAGUUUCUUAACGGAUAAAUAUCCAGAAGCUACUAAUAUUGAUCAAGACGAGUACUAAAUAUGCGCCUAUAUUUUUUUUGUUUUAAAAAUUCCCUUUGCUGUAUUUCUUUGUAGAUAAUAAUGAUUAAAGAUGAUUAUUAACAAAAAA
Molecule: messenger RNA, 1462 nt
Organism: Contarinia nasturtii (swede midge)
Lineage: Eukaryota; Metazoa; Arthropoda; Insecta; Diptera; Cecidomyiidae
Gene: mRpS5
Product: 28S ribosomal protein S5, mitochondrial
Exons: 3
Coding region: 50-1372 (440 amino acids)
Biological process (GO): translation
Cellular component (GO): ribosome
Molecular function (GO): RNA binding; structural constituent of ribosome
Source: RefSeq, a predicted model, not a curated record